AUGCUGGGAGGCGACAAGGCGACAACGGUCCUGCGGGCUCCUUCCGGAGCGGCGCGCCCCGCCGGGGCUGGAAGGCAACAUCGCCAGGUCGCUCGCGUGGUGUGCUGGACGAACGGAAAGCCGGCGGAGCUGGAGAGAGGAAGUGGCAACAUGGACAGGUCCCUCUCCUCGACCUUAGUGACGUUCCCCGGAGAGGACGCCCCAGGCACGGGGCUCAGGCACCUGCCUGAUCCCCAGGAGGCGCAGCUGACAGCCAAAGAGCGCCACGCGAUGAGGACCACCCACGAGUGCUACGAGGCUUUCCCCAUUGAGCUCCACGCCAGCUGCCCCUUGGAUGUGCACGACUCCGAGCCCACGGGUGUGUCCGCGCGCCAGCUGCCUGAUGCUGGUCCCACCUCGGGCCCCAGGCACCGUCCCCAGCCCGUUGAUGGCGACCACUUCCUCACCGACCCCUCUGUGCCAAAAACUGUGUCGUCGAGGCUGAGGGAACUUGAGAUUCGUCAUGGAAUUGGAAGCGGCUAG
Molecule: messenger RNA, 522 nt
Organism: Ostreobium quekettii
Lineage: Eukaryota; Viridiplantae; Chlorophyta; Ulvophyceae; Bryopsidales; Ostreobiaceae
Source: the annotation of a GenBank genome assembly